Molecule: messenger RNA, 558 nt
Organism: Eremomyces bilateralis CBS 781.70
Lineage: Eukaryota; Fungi; Ascomycota; Dothideomycetes; Eremomycetales; Eremomycetaceae
Product: ribosomal protein S30
Exons: 1
Biological process (GO): translation
Cellular component (GO): cytosolic small ribosomal subunit; ribosome
Molecular function (GO): structural constituent of ribosome
Source: RefSeq, a predicted model, not a curated record
AUUUCAGUGAGAGCACAAUCUUGACUCCCAUUAUCCCCAGCCUUCUGGACGCCAUCACCUGAGGUAUGUAUUGAUUCCAUCACGAACCUGCACCAUCGAGCGAAUAUUGAACGCGAAAUUCGAAAUCGCCGAAAGCAAACUUCGACCCGAGUGAGCCACGAUUCGCUAACUCCGACUUCCUCCACAGUCAAACGCACCGCAUAAAACAACCGAACGCGAAUCCCAUCGACGCCUCAUCAAUAUGGGAAAAGUGCACGGAUCGCUCGCUCGUGCGGGUAAGGUCAAGUCGCAGACCCCCAAGGUCGAGAAGCAAGAGAAGAAGAAGGUCCCCAAGGGCCGCGCAAAGAAGCGAAUCCAAUACACCCGCCGCUUCGUCAACGUCACCAUGACCGGUGGCAAGAGGAAGGUACGUGACGAAAUUUGACUCCGACGAACGCUGUGGGAUGGCGGGCUGAUGAUAUUGCGCAGAUGAACCCGAACCCGACGACGACAUAAAUCGCCCGAAACAUUGACGGAGGGGACGGACGGUUGGCGUGGAUGGAAGAUCGAUGAUGGAAG